Molecule: messenger RNA, 2607 nt
Organism: Monosiga brevicollis MX1
Lineage: Eukaryota; Choanoflagellata; Craspedida; Salpingoecidae
Exons: 12
Coding region: 1-2607 (868 amino acids)
Molecular function (GO): protein binding
Source: RefSeq, a predicted model, not a curated record
AUGACGAAACGGAAAUGUGUGUGUGUGUGUGUGUGUGUGUGUGUGUGUGUGUUUUCCUCUCUCUCUCUCUCUCUCUCUCUCUCUCUCUCUCUCUCUCUCUCUCUCUCUCUCUCUCUCUCUCUCUCUCUCUCUCUCUCUCUCUCUCUCUCUCUCUCUCUCUCCUCUCUCUGUUUCUCUCUCUCUCUCUCUGAUGCCGUGCCCACGUUAACGGUGGCCGAGGGCCAGAUGCAAGUCGCGACCACCCGCGGCUUUGUUGUGGAUGGCUGGGACAUUGUGGCCACCCUAUCCCAAAUGCUGGCCGAUGCCACCGCACUCAACGCUUCUGUCACCGCUCAAGAGCUCGCCACAGCCAGCCGUCUUGAACGUCUGGAAACGCGCAUCGAGGCCCAAACUGCCAACAUCUCUUCCCUGCACAUGCUCGCCACCAGCCUCCAAGCUAACCUGACCGCCGCUGCCGAGCGCGAGGCGCAGCUUGAGGCCAAGGUUCAAAGCCUCACAGAGCAGCUGGCAACCGCACUGAAUCACCAAGCCCUGCUGCAAGAGCGCAUUGUCAAUCUCACCAACGGCACGGACUUACGCCUGGCCACUCUGGAGCAAGACAUGGAUGCCACGCAAGCGCGCAUUGUCAAUCUCACCAACGGCACGGACCUACGCCUGGCUACUCUGGAGCAAGAAGUGGAUGCCGCCGCUGGCACUGCUGCCGGCGCUCUUUACAACAUAUCUUUCCUGCAGGAAACCAUCAAGACAUUUGAUGGCGAGCUAGAGCGCAUCGAUGAAGCCUUGGAGCAGGUCGAGGCUGGUGCAAACAUUGAGGAGGUUUUCAUAGACGCAGGCAGCGGCUACGCCCAGCUUUAUGACAAUGACACCUGGCAUGCGAUGCAGCUGAGCGUGGCACUGCCCACGAGUCCAGCCGUCACGGUUUGGCGCAAUCGCCUCGUUGCUGCAGGAGGGUCUGGAUCAAGCGCCGUCUUUGCCAUCUCCGCCACGGGCUUUGUGUCCCGGCUUCUGAGUCUACCCAUUAUCAUCACCGGCGCUGCUGCUGCCACCUUCCAAGACAAGAUCUAUGUCGUGGGGGGUGGCCCUCACAAUGACAAUGGCCAGAACCGACUGCGCAGUGUCUAUAUUUAUGAUGGUGUUUCUUGGACGGCUGGCCCGCCCCUCAACGGCCCCGGCCGCUCGGGUCUCUCGUGUGCUACGUUUCAAGAUGAGCUUGUGUGUGUGGGUGGCUUCUACUACAUCAAUGACAACGUACGCUGGGGCUCUGUGAGCACAGUUGAGAUUUUCAACGGCGUGUCCUGGCGGUAUGGCCAAAACUUGCCGCGGCCGGCCGCCAGCAUAGGCCUUGUGGCCUACCAGAACUCCCUUUACAUCUUUGGGGGCCUGGACCAUGAGAACAGCUAUUCCUAUUUCGACAGUAUUCUGAGGAUGGAUGACCUGAACACGGUCUUUGGAGGUGAAGUGUACUUGGUGGGUGGCGCUAACGGUCCCUCUGACAACACCGGUCUUCUGAGAAUUGUGGAGAGCUUCAAUGGCACGGCCCUCACGCCCCGCCCAGACCUCAUUUACGCCACCUUUCUCAACGAAGGCGGCAGAGGGAGGGAAAGAUUUUGGGGUCGAGACGAGCUCAAUGAGCUCAAUGGCGGCGGUGGUGAGACGACGGUGGUGGCCAACGGCACGCUGGCGUACAACGAUUCAGCCGACCUUUCACCCAUGCACGCGAUUCAAGCCACCAACUGGACAGCCGUCGUUGCUACCAUCCAGGACCCCAGCAACCGCGGCUACCUCGUUGGCAGUUGCAUGACGGCCGCACUCAUCCUCGCCUUCUUUGGCUACCGCCUCAUUCGAAUCUGGCUCUUCAUCGGCGGCUUCGCCUGUGUGGCAGCCUCUUUCUACAUAUGGUCACCAACGGUGCUAGCCAUGCCUCAAUGCUGUGGUCCUGGCACUGAGCAAAGCCACCUCCACAUGUUCAGUGACAACAGCAACUUUGCCGUUAUUUAUCUGACCGCCUCGGUCCUGGCCGGCCUACUGGCCCUGUACAUUGAAAAACCCAUCAUCGUGGGCAGCACGGCUUUGAUGGGCUCGUUUGGCUUUUGCUGUGGGUUGGGCUAUUUCGAACACUGCAACUUUCUAAAAGUAGCCAUCGUGCUCGAAGAGGAUAUUUUGGCCCCCUUGGAGGCUUCGCAUGACACCAUACCUGCAUGCGACAACCUUCUCGUGGGCCUGUGGCUUUUCUUGGCACUUUGCAGCAUGGUCGUGCAGUAUCGCAAUGCAAGCUUUUGCGACAACUCGGCUCUUCCAGAGCGUUCGACAGCAGAUUUGCGCCGUGAUCGCCAAGGCUAUCGUCCAACAGAAAUUGUCUACGUCAAGAAACACCGCUCACGCGACCGCAACCGAGAUCGCGACCGGGAUUCGGUGCGCUCCCACUACAGCGGGCGCCAGAGUGGUAGGCAUCGGGCUGACGCCCACGUUCAUGCUUCGCAUCAUCGCAAGACUGGCCGCUCGGUUCGAGCGCGCACGUGGCGUCGCGAACAAAGGUCAGCCUUUGCGCCUGCCGCGGCAGUUGCAGAUCCCAUUGACUUUGCGCCAGCUCUUGCUUCCGAGAAAUGA